AGGAGGUGCUGGUUUGCCACGUCGGUCUCUGUGCAGCGCACUUACACUGUUGCUCCUCCAGCCCUGUACCAACUUUCAGACCCGUUUUAUGUUUACAGGCGAGGAAAAAGCGACCCUCCAACGUCGCCAUUACCGUCCUAAGUCGUUAGCUCGCCCGCAUAGCGUUGGACACCGAAGCUAGAAGGUGGAGAAAUGCCCGUCGCUGCAUGGAUUCGCCGCACAACUGACUGAUGCAUCCUCGCUCGGAUCAGUUCAGCCCCCCCGCAUGUUGUCGAUGUUGUUGCCCUUGCAGUACAUGGUGGGUUUUUGAGAGGAUCGGUAACUGGCGACCAUGCCAGGAGGCCGCAGGGGUCCAAGCAGACAGCAGCUAACUCGCUCCUCUCUGCCGUCCCUGCAGACUCUGGUCGGAGGCAACGUCAGCAAUGGCACGGGCCUCAGGAACAGAAGCAGUAACUCUGUGGGCCUAUCUGCUCCGCCUAUUUCUACUCUCAUCACUCCGGAGCCAGUCCGUCACUCCAGGAUCCCCGAGCUGCCACUGGAUAGCAGCUUCCUGUUUGAGUUCCUACUCUUUCUUUACCUGUUGGUUGCUUUGUUUGUCCAGUACAUCAACAUCUACAGGACAGUGUGGUGGUACCCCUACAGUCACCCUGCUGCCUCUACAUCACUUAACUUUCAUCUAAUGGACUACCACCUGGCUACCUUUAUCGCUGUUAUGUUGGCCAGGAGACUUGUUUGGACGAUUGUAUCCGAGGUAUCCCAGAGUGGUGGAGGAUCCCUGCUGCGCUACAUCGUACUGAUUGCAGCUCGGCUCAUCCUCCUGACCAUGUGUGGCUGGGUGCUCUGCUGGACGCUGGUCAACCUGUGCAGGAACCACUCUGUCCUUAACCUCCUCUUCCUGGGUUAUCCAUUUGGCGUGUACGUCCCUCUCUGCUGUUUCCAUCAGGAGGGAGGGAAGAGCCAAGCAUCAGCGUCCGACUGCGAGUACCCCGCCGACCACCAGCAGACCGACCUCGCAGAAUCCCCGUUGUUCCGACCCCGCGACUUUCUCUUCCUUUUACGAGAAAACAUCAGAGAACAGUUCUCCAGCCCCCCACAUAUGCCCACGCACACCUGCCCACAGCACAUACACUCAGACACACCUGAGCUAAUUCGAGCAGAGGUGGAGGAGUUGAAAAGCGAUUUUAACCGACGAAUUAAAGAAGUGCUGUUCAACUCACUAUUCAGUGCUUACUAUGUAGCCUUCCUGCCUCUCUGCUUUGUUAAGAGUACACAGUACUACGACAUGCGCUGGUCUUGUGAGCAUCUGAUAAUGGUAUGGAUCAAUGCCUUUGUGAUGCUGAUGAGCCAGCUGCUGCCUCCCAGCUACUGCGACCUGCUUCACCGCUCGGCGGCUCACCUGGGCCGCUGGCAGAAACUGGAGCACGGUUCAUACAGUAACACACCUCAGCAUGUGUGGUCGGAAAGCACUGUUUGGCCUCAGGGGGUGUUGGUACGUCACAGCCGAUGUCUAUAUAAGGCUGUUGGUUCCUAUAAUGUUGCUCUCCCCUCUGAUGUCUCACAUGCAAGGUUUUAUUUCCUGUUUCAUAAGCCAUUGCGGAUCUUAAACCUGCUGAUCGGGAUCGAGUCCAGCGUGGUUUUAUACCAGCUCUACUCUCUGCUGCGCUCGGAGCGCUGGAACCACACGUUGUCUCUGGGCCUUAUUCUCCUCUGCAACUACUAUGUGCUUUUUAAACUUCUCCGAGAUCGCAUUGUGUUGGGCAAAGCCUAUUCCUACCCGCUCUCCUCCAACAGUUCGGGGCUCAAGUCACAGUAAAGGACAACAAGACCUGGCCUUCAAACUUUGGAUGUGGAGCCAGGGGUCGGAGGGGUACAGACUGUGAACUCACCUCUGUGUUUUUGAUACGGUUCUAUUUUUAAUGCAAUGUUUGUAUAUGCCUAUUUAAAAGAAUAUUUUUAUUUUGUAUACUAUUACAUGUUACACCGGGCAUUACAGCUCCGAUGACGUUAGCAUGUUGUUACGUUGUUGCCAGACAACGGGGAGGUCAGGGAAUGCCUGGGGGUGACUUUCACCAAAGAUCCUUUAAGUGCAAGUGGCCAAUCAGAUUGGACAUGGCCCCAAGAUGUCAGUCAAUAAAUUGAGGAAUUUAAGAAGAACAAAAGGAUUUGUGCCUGAGAUCCAGAUUGUUUUUGGUUUUUUCUUGCUUCAUCGCAGAAUCCCUUCUCUACAGGUCAUUGAUUUUGGAGGCAACAUAAUUUAGCAUCCAUGCAGAAAAUGCAUGUCAACCCUUAGAUCCUGCUCUUAGAGGAGUUUGUCAUUUUGCUCAGAUCCUCUUAUUGGCAUUUAGAUGGUACAGGCUGAUACUUCUUUUCGGAUCGUUACAAAUUUCUCUAGUUUAUUCAAGAUAAAACUAAAGUCGAUCAACAAAAUGUGACAAAUUUUCCCUUUUUUUUUUUUAUGUUGUAUAUGGAUGUAAUGUGGGCCAAACUGGCUUUUUUGUGUUUUAUUUCAUUGACUCAUUUGAACUUAGAUGACUGGUGAUUCUAGCCAGACAAAGACGAGAGUGGCUUCUAAUUUGACUAAACCAAAAUAUAUUCCCCAAAAAUGACAAACUGCUCCCUAAAGCAGAAUCUCUAAGUUUCUGAUGAAAUAAACAUCAGCAGAAUGAUUUGAUUGAACUGCGCUGAAUGUUUUUCCACCUCGCUUCAGAUCGGUUAUGACUGCCGCUGAUACCGGACCCUUUGUAUUUGCAAAAAUGUGGAGUAGUUCAAUAGACUGUUGGCAUUUCCUAAGAGCGAAUUAAAAUGAAAACUUAUUCCAUAAUUUGUUUUCCCAACUUACAGUUAGGAAACGGGUGCCGUUUUAAGUUCAAAGCUUGAUUGAUGUCUGGCCUCAAUUUGACUUGCUAAAUUAAAUUUUCUAUGACUGGUUUCUGUUUUAAAGGUAUACAAAAUAUUGCCCCCUAAACGGGAGGACAAGUACAUCCAGUUAGUCUUUUGUUGGGUUAAGAUGUAUAAAAUGAAGGGACAGUGGUAGAUAAAUCAUUUUGGAUAUACCCGCACUUUAGCCUUUUUUCAACUUUAAAAAAACGAAAAGCUGUCGCUCCUCACCGAUCUGGAUUUACUGUUUGAUAUGAAUUAAAGGCAAAGUAGAGGCUGGCAGGAAAUACUCUUGUAACAUUUCCAGUUCCCAUAUGCAAAGUUACAAAACAAAGAUCACCUUCUGUUUCAUUUCACUUGUUGAACACCUUCAUGGUCUCUAUUGCUUUCUCUGUUUAAGCUUCUUUGCUACCACCUACUUUGGUUUCAGUAUUGAUGAAAAGGAAAAUGCUAAAUCUAAUAAACUCAAUGCAAAAUACAGGUACCAGGUUUAAUCUAAGGGUUUGCUCUUUGGUGCUGUUUUUCACAUUUUUCACAGGAAUGUAGUAGAUGGCAGUGAGCUGAGGUUGCAUGUUAUUGUAGCUAAUUCCAACUGGUAGCCUUAUCAGCAUGGGGAUUGAAAUGUAAGCUUUGAAUGUGGUUCUUCCAUCUUUCACUUGCUCUUAACUGAGAAACAUCACUCGAAGGUUUUUAGAUUCUGCAUUUGUUUAGGCUUUAUUCCAUAAGAUUUGGAGACUUUAAAUUGGACAAAAGUCUAAACUCUGAGAGAUCUCAUGUUUUUUUGAUCCCACUGCUGUGAAAUGUAUUUGAUCUUAUUUGAGUUUACAUAAAACAAUUGUUUCA
This is a messenger RNA of Cyprinodon variegatus (sheepshead minnow), 3720 nucleotides long. It is a transcript of the gene tmem39a, whose product is annotated as transmembrane protein 39A. The record is from RefSeq and is a predicted model, not a curated record. Gene Ontology annotation, cellular component: endoplasmic reticulum membrane. Bases 332 to 1813 code for a protein of 493 amino acids. NCBI's taxonomy places the organism in Eukaryota, Metazoa, Chordata, Actinopteri, Cyprinodontiformes, Cyprinodontidae. Gene Ontology annotation, biological process: negative regulation of autophagosome maturation; negative regulation of autophagosome assembly. The transcript has 9 exons.